Messenger RNA from Mycosarcoma maydis (corn smut), 1653 nucleotides. Its product is annotated as putative Arylsulfatase. The coding region runs from base 1 to 1653 and encodes 550 amino acids. Gene Ontology annotation, molecular function: arylsulfatase activity. The transcript has a single exon. Lineage: Eukaryota; Fungi; Basidiomycota; Ustilaginomycetes; Ustilaginales. The record is from RefSeq and is a predicted model, not a curated record.
AUGACAACAGAGCCCUCUGGAAAGCGCCCCAACUUCCUCGUCAUCGUUGCUGAUGACUUGGGCUUCUCUGACAUAGGCGCGUUUGGAGGCGAGAUCUCUACACCAAACCUUGACAAGCUCGCAUCGGCGGGUGUACGUUUGACGGGUUUUCAUACGGCUUCGGCAUGCAGUCCAACACGGUCGAUGCUCAUGUCUGGUACCGACAAUCAUCUUGCCGGACUAGGCCAGAUGGCAGAGACGAUUCGGCGUGUGCCAGCAUAUCAAGGGCACGAGGGUUAUGAAGGCGUCCUCAAUGAUAGAGUCGCAGCACUACCCGAGAUUCUUUCGGAUGCCGGCUAUACAACCUACAUGUCUGGAAAAUGGCAUCUCGGGCUCACAAAAGAGAGCACACCUCAUGCACGUGGCUUUCAGCAGUCUUUUGCGCUCCUGCCAGGCGCUGGCAAUCACUACGGCUAUGAACCUCAGCUUGAAGACGGUUCGCCGGCCAUCAAGUUCCUCCCACCUCUCUACUACGAGAAUGACCGUCAGCUCCAGCUGAGUGAGCUUCCCAAGCCUUUCUACUCGUCUGAUGUCUUUGCCAGCAAGCUCCUCGAACAGCUUGAACGGCGACAAGCCAAUCCGUCCGAAGGUGAAAAGCCAUUCUUUGCCUACCUGCCCUUCACCGCACCUCAUUGGCCACUGCAAGCUGAUCCUGCAAUCGUUGCAAAGUACAAAGGACUCUACGAUGAUGGGUUUGAGGCGUUGCGCAUCCGACGUCUAGAGGCUUUGGUCAAGCUCGGCUUGAUUGACGAAAAGACUCGACAGGCCGCUCAUCCAGCCGUCGAAGUGUUUGACCGCGACCCCAAAUGGGAUUCCUACACAGAUGACGAGAAGAGGUACAGCGCCAGGCUCAUGGAGACGUAUGCAGCUAUGGUGGAGACGAUGGACACCAACAUCGGUAGGGUCGUAGACCAUCUCGAAAAGAUCGGCGAGUUGGACAACACCUUGAUCCUCUUCAUGAGCGACAAUGGUGCCGAAGGUGCUCUUUUGGAAGCGUUACCGGUCAUGGGCCCUCACAUGUCUGAGGUUAUUCGUAAGUUCUACGACAACAGCUACGAAAACAUUGGACGAAGCAACAGCUUUACCUACUAUGGACCGCAGUGGGCACAGGCAGCUACUGCACCCUCGCGCAUGUACAAGGCUUGGAUUACGGAAGGUGGCAUCCGUUGUCCUGCAUUCAUCCGCUAUCCGGGCUUUGCCAAGCAGAACGGUAGCAUUGUCUCCAAUUUUGCCACCGUCAUGGACAUCCUACCUACGCUUUUGGAGCUAGCUCAAACACAGCAUCCUGGCCGCAUCUUCAGAGGUCGUCCUGUUCUAGAACCAAAGGGUCGAUCAUGGGUACCUUUUCUCAACAACGAAACGAAUCAGAUCCACGGCGAUGAUCAUGUUACAGGUUGGGAACUCUUUGGUCAGCAAGCGAUCCGUAAAGGAAGUUGGAAAGCUGUCUUCAUUCCUGCACCGAAUGGCCCCGAACGCUGGCAGCUGUACAACAUUGAAGAGGAUCCGGGAGAAACGCAGGAUCUGGCGCUGUCGCAGCCAAGCAUUCUUGAUAAGCUGAUCCAGCACUGGACAGAGUACGUGGCUGAAACUGGGACAAUCCUGCUGACGCGCUGA